AUGCUCUGUCAGCGCUUCUACCUCGUCGCCUUCAACACCUCUCAGACAAAGUUCCGCAUCCUCAAAGUCGACCGCACACCUACCUUUGCUGCCCAGCUCGGACUCAAUGUCACCUCGGACCGGGUCGUGUAUACGCGCACGCAGAUGCAAGAACUUCUCGAUAUGAUUGCAGAGGGCAACAAGGCCACCGGCGGCCUUCGAGAGGUCGGCCGCUUCUUUGGCAUCGUCGGCUUCAUCCGCUUUACCAGCACUUACUACAUGGUCCUCAUCUCCAAGCGCAGCGUCGUUGCGCUGAUCGGAGGGCACUACAUCUACCACUGCGACGAGACAAAGAUUCUCCCCGUCUGUCAUCCCAGCGUCAUUGCCAGCCUUGGUGCACGGACAAAGGCCAUGGACCAGGAGGAGGCUCGCCUCUUGCAUACAUUCAGACAGGUCGAUCUGAGCAAGAACUUUUACUUUAGCUACACCUACGACCUCACCAACACCCUGCAGGAGAAUCUGACAGGACCGACGACGGGCGCUGAAAAGUGCUCGUCGCACACGGCUUGGGGCUACAAUGAGAAAUUUGUCUGGAACCACAAUCUGCUCUUGCCGGCCUUUCGCUCCUCGGAGGCAGACCCACGCUCCGAUCAGGACACCGCAAGCGAAUGGGUGCUACCCCUCGUCUACGGCUUCGUCGACCAGGCCAAGCUCAGUGUACUUCACUGUACCAUCCACGUCACCCUCAUCGCACGUCGUUCGCGUCAUUUUGCUGGCGCUCGCUUCCUCAAGCGCGGGACCGACGACCAGGGCCACGUAGCCAAUGAUGUCGAGACGGAACAGAUCGUGAGCCAGGCCUUGACGACGCCUUUUUAUGCGCCCGACAAGGACAAGAAAGCGGCCCGAAUGAGCAAGAGCCCACGGCUCUCCGAAGACACUGAAAUCGAUGAAGAGCGUUCAACGCCGGCGUACCUCGGACCCAAUCCUCGCUUUACAUCGUAUGUAAUGCACAGAGGAAGCAUCCCCAUCUAUUGGACCCAAGAUUCCACCAACAUGUCUCCGCGACCCCCCAUCGAGAUUAGUGUCGUCGAUCCGUACUAUUCCUCGGCAGCACUACAUUUCGACGACAUGUUUCGGCGUUAUGGCUCUCCCAUCAUUGUUCUGAACCUCAUCAAGUCAAAGGAGAAGCAGCCGCGUGAGGUCAAGCUGCUGCACGCCUUCAGCGAGUGUGUUGCAUACCUCAAUCAGUUCCUGCCUUCCGACAAGCGUCUGCGAUACAUUGCCUGGGACAUGAGCAGAGCCAGCAAGAGCCGAGACCAGGACGUGAUUGGCGUUCUCGAGGACAUUGCAGAGGAGACGGUGGCCGCCACUAACUUUUUCCAUUCUGGACCCGAACCAAACGGACUCGCGGGCUUCGACGGCCAGGAGGAGCAGAGAAGAAGUACAAUCCUUCUCCAGAGUGGUGUGGCCCGGGUCAACUGCGUCGACUGCCUCGAUCGGACAAAUGCAGCUCAAUUUGUGAUCGGCAAGGCCGCCUUUGGACAUCAGCUCCAUGCCCUUGGCCUCCUCACACAUCCGAGCCUACCCUUCGAUAGCGAUGCCGUCGACAUGCUCACGGAGAUGUACCACGAUCUCGGCGACACGAUUGCGCUCCAGUACGGCGGGUCGCAUCUCGUCAAUACAAUGGAGACUUACCGCAAGAUCAACCAGUGGACAUCACACUCGCGCGACAUGCUUGAGGGACUGAAGCGGUAUUAUGCAAACAGCUUUGUCGAUGCAGACAAACAGGCGGCCAUCAAUCUCUUUCUGGGUGCAGACAGCGACACGGCGUUUCCCUCACGCAACGUUCAGGAGAGCUAUCAGCAGUGGUACACGCCAGAGUACCUCGAGACCAGCGUCUCGCUCGCGGAGCGUCAACGCAGACUCGCCGAUCUCGUGUUGCACGACGGCAACUUCUGGGCAGAGUACUAUCGACCAAGCCUGUUCACCGAGUGA
This is a messenger RNA of Acaromyces ingoldii, 1974 nucleotides long. RefSeq lists its product as hypothetical. Bases 1 to 1974 code for a protein of 657 amino acids. Gene Ontology annotation, cellular component: intracellular membrane-bounded organelle. Lineage: Eukaryota; Fungi; Basidiomycota; Exobasidiomycetes; Exobasidiales; Cryptobasidiaceae. The transcript is spliced from 3 exons. The record is from RefSeq and is a predicted model, not a curated record. Gene Ontology annotation, molecular function: phosphatidylinositol-3,5-bisphosphate 5-phosphatase activity. Gene Ontology annotation, biological process: phosphatidylinositol dephosphorylation.